CUUCUUCCUCUCAUUCAUAUUAUUUUUCUUAUUAGAUGACAUAUAUGUUCAAGAAUCAUGUCACUCAAUUCAGAUUCUGAUUCUAGUAAUAGUCAUAAAAAUGUAACCCUAAAAUCGCUUUCUUCACAGCCAAGUCUCCAGUCACUUCCUUCCCUCACCACUUCCAACCACCACUACUUCCUUUCCGCCGCCACCCGCCACCACUGCCUCGCCACCCUCAAGGGCCACACCACUUACAUCUCUUCUCUAACCCUAGCCGGAAAGUUCCUCUACAGUGGCUCCUCCGACAAGGAAAUCCGGUCUUGGAACCGAAAUCCUUUAGACUCCUCAGAAAUACUCACCGUUGUAGCUGUGGGGAAAGGUGCAGUGAAAUCCUUAGUAGUUUCAGCUGAUAAAUUAUUUAGUGCUCAUCAAGAUCACAAAAUCCGAGUCUGGAAGAUUACUAAUAGCAACGAUCAAGAAAAAUACACCCAUUUAGCUACACUUCCUACACUCGGUGACCGUGCUUUCAAGAUUUUACUACCGAAGAAUCAAAUUCAGAUCAGAAGGCAUAAAACAUGCACAUGGGUUCAUCAUGUCGAUACGGUAUCAGCAAUCGCCCUGUCGAGCGAUAAAUCUCUUCUCUACUCCGUUUCGUGGGAUCGAACACUCAAGAUUUGGAGAACGAGCGACUUCAAAUGCUUGGAGUCCGUAACAAACGCACACGAUGAUGCUAUAAACGCGAUAGCAGUAUCAAACGACGGAGAAGUAGUUUAUACAGGCUCAGCUGACCGGAAAAUAAAAAUGUGGAGAAAAUUAGACGAUCAGAAUAAGAAUAAGAAUAAACAUUGUCUGGUGGCUACAUUGGAAAAACACAAGUCGGGAAUCAAUGCGCUAGCGCUAAGUAGCGACGGGGGAAUAUUAUAUUCGGGGGCUUCUGACAGAUCGAUAGUGGUGUGGCAGAAGGACGACGAUGGCGUCGGGGGAGGCGGUAUGGUGGCUGUGGGGGCUCUUAGAGGGCAUACAGAGUCAAUACUGAGUCUAGUGGUUGUGUGUGAUUUGGUGUGUAGUGGCUCUGCGGACAAAAGUAUAAGAGUGUGGAAAUGUGUUGAUGAUAGGAACAGAAAUUACUGUUGUUUAGCAGUUUUGGAAGGGCAUAAAGGGCCUGUGAAGUGCUUAACAGCAACAUUUGACUGUCGGAAUGAAUCUGAAAACUGUUACCUAAUUUACAGUGGGAGUUUAGAUUGUGAUAUUAAGGUUUGGCAAGUUCAUGUCCCUAUAGAGGCAUAGAUCAUAUCUAGCAGAGACUUUUGUUCUUCAAGUAGUAGGCCAAUUUAUAAAUAUAAGUUUGUACAUAUAUGAUUGAGAUUUUGAGAUGACACUCUUUUGGGAUA
Messenger RNA from Mercurialis annua (annual mercury), 1373 nucleotides. Its product is annotated as protein JINGUBANG. The record is from RefSeq and is a predicted model, not a curated record. NCBI's taxonomy places the organism in Eukaryota, Viridiplantae, Streptophyta, Magnoliopsida, Malpighiales, Euphorbiaceae. The coding region runs from base 58 to 1269 and encodes 403 amino acids. Gene Ontology annotation, molecular function: protein binding. The transcript has a single exon.